GUUUUUUCUGUCUGUGCAGUGGGGCUGUCGACUCGACUCUUGGAGUCCGGACAUUCGCUGGGAGCGGGAUUCCGCAUCGGCCCUGCUCCGUCUUUACAGGGAAGGGGGACAAUGAAGUAGUAAACACUCUCUUCUUCUCCUUGUUGCGGAAUUAACCCCCCCCCAUUUUGUGUCGGCGCUCUCUGCGGUCCAUUCCUCCGCCGUAGGAUCAUGCGGCUGCAGUAGGAUUCCGCUUGUUGUGGACAGUUUUUACAAGAAGUUUGAACAUCGAGCUCCGAGGCAGAAAAUGUCCACGCCGAGGUUCAAAAAGGACAAGGAAAUCAUCGCCGAGUAUGAGAGUCAGGUCAAAGAGAUCAGAGCCCAGCUGGUGGAGCAGCAGAAAUGUUUGGACCAGCAGACAGAAAUGCGAGUCCAGCUGCUGCAGGACCUUCAGGACUUCUUCAGAAAGAAGGCAGAAAUUGAGCUGGAGUACUCCAGGAACCUGGAGAAGCUGGCCGAACGCUUCAUGGCCAAGACCCGGAGCACCAAGGAUCACCAGCAGUACAAAAAAGACCAGAAUCUGCUGUCGCCGGUCAACUGCUGGUACCUGCUGCUGAACCAGGUUAGGAGGGAGAGUAAGGACCAUGCAACACUGAGCGACAUCUACCUCAACAACGUCAUCAUGAGGUUCAUGCAGAUCAGUGAGGACUCCACACGGCUACUCAAGAAGAGCAAGGAAAUAGCGUUCCAGCUUCAGGAAGACUUAAUGAAAGUCCUAAACGAGCUUUACACAGUGAUGAAGACCUACCACAUGUACCACUCGGAGAGCAUCAAUGCUGAGAGCAAGCUGAAGGAAGCUGAGAAGCAGGAGGAGAAACAGAUUGGCCGGGGGGACCCUGUGUUCAGCAUACGGAUGGAGAGGAAGAUUGAGAAGAUAAAGGAGAAGCGCCAAGCCAAGUACUCUGAGAACAAGCUGAAGUCCAUCAAAGCCCGAAACGAGUACCUGCUGACACUGGAGGCAACAAAUGCAUCCGUUUUUAAAUACUACAUCCAUGACUUGUCAGACCUGAUUGACUGCUGUGAUUUGGGAUACCAUGCAAGUCUGAAUCGGUCUCUGCGGACCUACCUAUCAGCAGAGUACAACCUGGAAACGUCGCGUCACGAGGGUCUCGAUAUCAUCGAGAACGCGGUGGACAGUCUGGACCCUCGAAACGACCGACAGAGGUUUAUGGAGAUGUACCCCACGGCCUUCUGCCCUCCAGCAAAAUUUGAUUUCCAAUCUCACAUGGGAGACGAAGUGAGUCAGGUCUCUUUACAGCCACCAGUAAAUGGGGAGCUCAUGCUGAGGUUCCAGCAGCUGCAGUCUCGCUUGGCUACUCUAAAGAUUGAAAACGAGGAGGUCAAAAAAACAUCAGAGGCCACUUUGACCACCAUCCAGGACAUGGUGACCAUCGAGGACUAUGACGUGUCCGAGUGUUUCCACCACAGCCGGUCCACAGAGUCGGUCAAGUCCACCGUGUCGGAGACGUACCUCAGCAAGCCCAGCAUCGCCAAAAGAAGAGCCAACCAGCAGGAGACAGAGCAGUUUUACUUCAUGAAAUUCCGUGAGUUUCUGGAGGGCAGUAAUCUCAUCUCCAAACUGCAGGCCAAACACGACUUGCUGAAGAAGACACUUGGUGACGGCCACCGAGCUGACUACAUGACCACAAGCCGCGGACGUCGGAACUCACACACUCGGCAUCAGGACUCUGGACAAGCGAUCCCACGAGUGGUAGAAAGUUGCAUUCGCUACAUAAAUCUAUAUGGCCUCCAGCAUCAAGGAAUCUUUCGUGUUUCUGGAUCCCAGCUGGAAGUUAAUGACAUCAAGAACUCAUUUGAGAGAGGAAACGACCCUCUGGCUGAUGAUGAGAAUAACCAUGACAUCAAUUCGGUAGCUGGUGUUCUCAAGCUGUACUUUCGGGGUCUGGAGAAUCCUCUUUUCCCCAAGGAGAGGUUCAGCGAGCUGUUAUCGUGCAUCAGAAUAGAGAACCUGUAUGAGAGAGCACUGUACAUCCGUAAGAUCCUCCUGACCAUUCCCAGAUCUGUCCUUAUCGUGAUGCGUUACCUCUUUGCCUUUCUGAACCAUCUGUCCCAGUACAGCGAUGAGAACAUGAUGGACCCGUACAACUUGGCCAUAUGUUUUGGCCCUACGCUCAUGCCUACACCAGACACCCAAGACCAGGUCUCCUGCCAGGCUCAUGUGAACGAGAUCAUCAAGACCAUCAUCAUCCACCAUGAGACCAUCUUUCCUGAUGCCAAAGAACUGGAGGGGCCCAUCUACGAGAAGUGCAUGGCUGGUGGGGACUACUGUGAGAGCCCCUACAGUGAGCAUGGAGCCCUGGAGGAGGUGGACAAUGAGGGAGGGACAGAGACACACACCAGUGAAGAUGAGGGGGAGCCUAUUGAAGCCAUAGCCAAGUUUGACUACGUUGGGCGCUCCUCACGCGAAUUAUCCUUCAAGAAGGGUGCAUCCUUGCUGCUUUAUCAACGAGCGUCUGAGGACUGGUGGGAGGGGAGGCACAACGGCAUUGACGGCCUGGUGCCACACCAGUACAUUGUAGUCCAGGACAUUGAUGAUAAUUUCUCAGACACUCUGAGUCAGAAAACUGACAGCGAGGCAAGCAGUGGCCAUGCUGGGGAGAAUAAAUGCCCAGGGAAGGACAUCAGCUCGUCCACUGAUGCCAAGAUUUCUGAGACCUACAUCACCAGCAGGCACAGGAAAAGAUCUGACCCACCAUCUCGCCGGCCCCCCGCCCGCCCCAGCAACGUUCACUGCAUGUUGCAUUCCUCCCAGCAGGGCCACAGCGGGACUCCAGAGAUGGGCUCUCCAGUUCUCGGCCACUUCAGCCCACGGGACAUGCUUCGAAGUAAUAACCACAUGCACAUUGACAGCCCUGAGCGACGGCGCCGGACUGGUCACGGCAGCCUCACGAACAUCAGCCGCAACGAAUCCCUGAAGAAAAUGGAGAGUCCGUCAAUCCGUCGCUCCACCUCUUCAGGCCAAUACACAGGCUUUACUGAUGGCCAUCUUCAUCAUAGUGGCAAGUCCCUGGAUCCGGAGACCAUCGCACAGGACAUAGAGGAAACUAUGAACACUGCUCUGAAUGAGCUGCGCGAGCUGGAGCGGCAGAGCUCAGCCAAGCACGCCCCUGACGUGGUGCUGGACACCCUAGAGCAGCGCCCGACCUCUGGUAGCAGCGGAGGGGGUGCCAUGCUGGCAAGUUCCAAUGAGUCCCUGAGCCCCAUCCACGGCGUCAUGCUUAGGUCAACUGCCAACACUGAGCCGCCCAUUCGCCGCAGCACAAGCUCCUCCAGCGAGGCCAUGAGUACCUUCAAGCCCAUGGUGGCACCACGCAUGGGGGUGCAGCUGAAACCCCCCGCUUUGAGGCCCAAGCCUAUGGUCAUGCCCAAGUCCAACCAGGUCUCGCAGCCUCCUACUGGAUCAGCUCAAGACCCCUUGGACAAGUCGUGCACCAUGUAACAUCUGAAACUGAAAAAAAAAAAGAUGCAAAGCAAAAGUCUUGUGGUGUCGUUGGUAAAGUACACAAAACAGAUACUCUAAUAGGAUCUGAGAGACCUCUGUAGGUUUUAGUUAACAUUGUAGUCUUGUUUGUCAGACGGAUCUCGUGUCUCAACGUUGUGCUGAAUUUUGGGUUAAAAUACGUCAUUUCCAACAUCUGAUGUUUACUGAAUAAAUUUGAACAACAAAUCACAGUUGCUUCCUUGCGAGUAUA
Nematolebias whitei (Rio pearlfish) is the source of this 3752-nucleotide messenger RNA. RefSeq names its product SLIT-ROBO Rho GTPase activating protein 1a (gene srgap1a). Gene Ontology annotation, biological process: signal transduction; negative regulation of cell migration. The record is from RefSeq and is a predicted model, not a curated record. NCBI's taxonomy places the organism in Eukaryota, Metazoa, Chordata, Actinopteri, Cyprinodontiformes, Rivulidae. Gene Ontology annotation, molecular function: protein binding. Gene Ontology annotation, cellular component: cytoplasm. Bases 287 to 3499 code for a protein of 1070 amino acids. The transcript has 22 exons.